Molecule: messenger RNA, 2040 nt
Organism: Aspergillus oryzae RIB40
Lineage: Eukaryota; Fungi; Ascomycota; Eurotiomycetes; Eurotiales; Aspergillaceae
Exons: 2
Coding region: 1-2040 (679 amino acids)
Molecular function (GO): protein binding
Source: RefSeq, a predicted model, not a curated record
AUGGAUCCAGGGCUCGAUGACGAUCUGUUCCCAGCGAAUAAGUACUGCCCUCUAUGUGGGGUGGUUCUCCUGUGCGAAGAACUGGAAGACGACCCCGAGACCCGGCGUCCCUGGUACGCCGAAGUACGCGGUGUGGCCAAGGAAAAUUUCAGCGACAUUUUCAUGACAGGCGUCGGUUUUAUGAGCGCCCGCGAGACUCUCUGUGCGCCGUUAGAUGAAGAGUUGGACUAUCUCACCGCCGACGAGGAAGCGCUAUACGAUGUAGAUUUACUGCAAGCGGAAUCAGAAAGGCACGGCUUUGGUCUUCAUGAUUCCUGCUGGAUGCUGCUGCAGGAUCGUCUGUGGCAUACGAUUGACUCGGAUAAAAUUGCACAUUCUCUGUAUAACCAGUUCUACUGCACCCCAUGUCCAUACCGAUCUAGUCUCUCCUUUGGCCAUGAUUAUGGGGGUGCUAAGCGAUGGCAACGGGCGUUGGAUGACAUGGGCAUGCCAGAGGACAUGCCACCUCUCUUACAGACAGAUCCCUAUGCUAUUCCCCUAUUGGAAAAGCUGGAGGAGAACGCACCUGAUGUGGAUGGUAGACGAGAAUCUCCCCCGGCGUACAAUACGACAUCUACUGACAUCAAUACUGGCUACCGUAACUCCUUCGGCCGGCUGUCUUCAGAACUAUUAUAUGAAGUUGUAUCAUACUUAUCGGUGCCUGAGCUGCUUGACCUGAGAUGUACAAGUCAAGAGCUUUCGCAGCGCCUGGUAUUCUCGAGUCUACCACAGUCUUUUUGGAAGAGCCAGUUUGCUCGAGGCUCCAGCAUGGAUUUCCUAUUCCCUGAUCUCGAACAGUCACGCGAUUGGUUCCGUUUAUAUCGCGGUACAUUGUCUAUCCUUCAGGCCAAAGAUCAAUCGCCUGAACAGCUCUCCCUGCUCAACCGCAAGAGAAUCCGUGAGCUCCUGGAACCGAUAGCAUCGGUAGUAGAAGCGGACAGUGGACGGUCGAAAGAACCUCGCGGGCGCCGGGCGAACUGCAUGGAGUUAAGACCUGGGCAAUGGUUCGUGUCCGAGGGGUUAAACCAAUGGCGCGCUGAAAAUAUCUAUACGGGAUAUCUAACCCUGGAAACAGAGUACCUUCCACAUGGAUGUCAUGUCCCUCGCUACCGGAUCGGCGCGUUCCCACAGUCUAUGCCGCGUGGUGGAGAAAUGAAAAUAUCAACUGUGCAGCUAGGUGCACGAGUAUUUAUUUCCGGCAUCAGUCUUCAAGAAGGGGCCGUCGGAUAUGGUGGUUUGACCGGCCUGGUAACGAUCAAGGUGCCCCCUCGCGCCACAUUCAAUCAGAUUGAAGUCGCAUUUUGUCCAGAAGGCCUGCGGGGGAUCCGCUUUCAUUUUGGCGGAAACACUACAUCUGACUGGGUCGGGGAUACACUGGAUAAGGACAUGAGCUAUGGUGUCCUUCGAAUUCCUCAUUCGCCCUGCGGGAAAUAUCAUAUUUUCGCUGGCACUGAUGUAAGCACUUCUUCUACCACUACUGAUUCCAUGACUAACGCGUGCAAGGCACAUAAAAUAACUGCUAUUGGAACCAUUCAUAACGAGUCGCGGGAAGAGAGAUCUAGCAAGCCCUUCUGGCUGGAUUAUCCUCUAGAUCUUACUCUCCCUGAUUCAUAUUUGUGGCAGUCUGAACGACCCAGCUAUGAUAAUCUACGGAUUUAUCAAUUCCCAACCGAAAAUCUAGGGACGCCCUAUCGCCCCUUGAUGAAUAUCGACUUUGGAGGGCCUAAUGGCGAGUGGCUUGAUUCCCUCCUCAGCAUGGAGGUGCAUGUCUCAUCAGAGUUCUCUCCGAUCCUAGGAAUGACAUUCAAUUACUCCGACAAGACCUUGCGGUUCGGCGAAUGUACUUCAGACAAGAAAUUGACCUUUUCAAUUGAUGGGCCAGGUGGGGAACGGAUCACCGACGUUGUAGGAAGUCACCACAAACCGGAACCGAGAAAUGGAGUUCCAGCCUGGCGAUCCAUUCGACGGCUCCGGCAGCCCAACGAUAGUUUGUCCAAAUAG